UCACACACUCCUCCUCCAUCCUUCAAAUACCCCUUUCUUAUUGUAUUCUUCUCAUCUCCUCUUCCCCUCAUCAUCCCCAUUAUCAUUAUUCCAUCCAUCAAAGCAGCCGACUGACUACCUAUAUCCCAUAGUUUAUUUUACUUUAUCUCUAACUAUUUUCCAAUUAAGUCGGUAAAGAGUCUCAUCAUGAACACUCAACUCCUGACCGUCUUCGCUUUGGUCGGUGUGGCCAUGGCAUCAGACUUUCGAGUCACCGUCGGGAUCUCGCAAAUCACCGGUCAAGUUGGCACCGGGCUCGACCCUAACCGAAUCGUUCCCGCUGCUGGCGAUACCAUCACCUUCAGUUGGUUGAUCCCAUCCUACAUCCAGAACCCUGCCACUGGAACCUACAGUGUCACCCAGGGAACGUAUGAUGCACCGUGUAAGCCUAUGGCAGGAGGUUUCGACAGUGGGCCCAAGACCACUGGUCCUGAGAGCGCCGGUCAAGCCCCAACAAUGACUUUUCAAGUCAAGGAUGACAAGCCGCUCUACUUCUUCUCUUCGGUCGAUGACCAGUGCAAGAAGGGCAUGGUCCUCGGUGUCAACUCGCCGGCCUCCGGUCCGGGCAGCGUCGAAUCCUACAUCCUCGCUGCUGGCGGAAACCCGAACGCCGACACCACCACCAACGCGACGACUACCCCGGCCGCCCCGUCUUCCACCAACACCACCUCCGCUUCCAACACUUCCGCUUCCAAGAAUAACACAUCCCCCUCAUCAACCACCGCAUCCAAGCAACCUGCCAACUCCGGCUCGACUAACUCGUCCUCUGCUAAGCCUCAAGGUAGCACAGCUAACACCGUCGCUCCUCAGUCUCUCCUCACUGCCGCCGGAGUCUUGUCUGCCGCACUCUUUCUUUAAAAGCUUGCUCUCAACCAUCCUCUCUCUUUCUAACUUGCAUGCAUCAUCUACUUUCACUCUUAAGAUUUGCACAUGGAUAGUCAUCUCUUGUCUUUCGUCCUUUUUGUUGUAAUCUCUCCCCUCUUGUGUUUUGUUCUUCUGUUAUCUUUAUGACCCUAUUAUCUACGGAUUUUGAUCAAUCAUCAUUAUCAGGACAUUUAUCCUAUA
Messenger RNA from Puccinia graminis f. sp. tritici CRL 75-36-700-3, 1104 nucleotides. RefSeq lists its product as uncharacterized. NCBI's taxonomy places the organism in Eukaryota, Fungi, Basidiomycota, Pucciniomycetes, Pucciniales, Pucciniaceae. The record is from RefSeq and is a predicted model, not a curated record. Bases 187 to 897 code for a protein of 236 amino acids. The transcript is spliced from 6 exons.